AUGAGGGCAUGGAAAAAUGGCAUUACAGACCAAUAUGUGGUGGACAAGAUUCUGAGAACUUUGACUCCAAGAUUUGAUCAUGUGGUUAUGGUUAUUGAGGAGACUCGUGAUUUGGAGACCUUGGAGAUUGAAGAACUACAACAUUCAUUGGAGGCACAUGAAUAUCGUAUUAAUGAGCGAAGACACUGCAAAGAACAAGUGCUUCAGACAAGAUCUCAAUUCAAAGGCAAGGAAAGGUUCAAGAAGGGCGGCAAAGGUGGCACUAAGCAGAAGGAAUCACAGGAACAACAUAGUGAAGAUUCUAGUGAUUAUGUCAAAGGCAAAAAGAAAAAAAAAUCUUGUACCAAUUCUGAUGGAGAAAAAGAAGGGAAGUUUGAUAAUCAAAAAAAGUCAGAUGAUGCAAUUUGGUACUUGGAUUCAGACUGCUCAACACAUAUGAUUGGGAAGAAGGAGUGGUUUGUAAAACUGAAAGAAGUCAUGCAAGGGAGGAUCAAGUUUGUUGAUGACAGAAGUCUCGCAGCAGAGGGAACAGGAAGAGUUGUUUUGAGAGAUGGUGAUGGUAGAGAAGUUGUGAUUGAUGAAGUUUUGUAUGUGCCAGGGUUGAAAACAAAUCUGCUAAGUCUAGAUUUAUCUCAACUUAGUCAACGUGAAAUGGUUAAAGGCCUACCUAUGGUUGAAAUUCAUGAAGAAACUGAAACACCUGGAGAUAGCAGGUAUUUAUUGUUGUUUGUUGAUGAUUGGACUAGGAAAUGUUGGACAUACUUGCUAUCAAGGAAAAGUGAGGUGCUGAAGUUCUAA
This is a messenger RNA of Vigna umbellata (rice bean), 798 nucleotides long. RefSeq lists its product as uncharacterized. NCBI's taxonomy places the organism in Eukaryota, Viridiplantae, Streptophyta, Magnoliopsida, Fabales, Fabaceae. The record is from RefSeq and is a predicted model, not a curated record.